Messenger RNA from Patiria miniata (bat star), 976 nucleotides. Its product is annotated as prolactin-releasing peptide receptor-like. The transcript has a single exon. Gene Ontology annotation, cellular component: membrane. Gene Ontology annotation, molecular function: G protein-coupled receptor activity. Gene Ontology annotation, biological process: G protein-coupled receptor signaling pathway. Lineage: Eukaryota; Metazoa; Echinodermata; Asteroidea; Valvatida; Asterinidae. Bases 2 to 976 code for a protein of 324 amino acids. The record is from RefSeq and is a predicted model, not a curated record.
CAUGCAAGCCUACCCGUCAUGGUUAUCUGUUCUGCUUCUUUUAAUUGCCGUCGUCGGGUUUCUGAGUAACGUCUUAGUGAUUGUCAACAUCUUCAAGUCCAGAUUCCUUCACGAUGUCACUCAUUACCUCAUCCUGAAUCUGGCCGUCUCUGACGGACUUUGCUGCUUCAUAUUUGGCCUGGAGAUGUUCAUGGAUUUACUCAAUUACCCCAACAACCGCACCGGUGGAAUCGCUGAAAUACUCUACUGCCGGCUCAUCAACGGUAACUACGUAUUCCAAUCCUUUGCCUUCAUUUCAGCUUACAAUCUCGUCAUUAUAUCUCUGGAGAGAUACAUAGGUAUUGUCAAACCGCUACGGUACGUUCAAAUUUGCAACAAAGCUCACACUUGGUUGGCUAUAUUUCUAUCGUGGGUUUUAGGAUCUUGCGUUUACUUGCUUCAUCUUAUUGGCGUGCAGUAUUUAGAAUCUGAAACAGAAUUCAAUAUAAGAUGUCGAAAUAAGCAUCCUUGGCAGUGGCAUUUUCUGUCCUUUACUGUUGGGUUCGUAGCUCCUCUUCUCAUUAUGAUUUGGGCUUAUAGUCGUAUAAUUAAAGCUCUGAAGCAGAGCGCCCUAAACCAAGCGGUUUCGGCACAAGCGGCGGAAACCCGCGAAGCGACAAAGCGCGUGGUCCAUCUGAUGUUGAUCGUGACAAUAACGUAUGCAGUCCUCUACGUGCCAACCCAGCCGGUUUAUAUCAUCAUUGUUAGUGUUAAUCAGCAGGAUUUCGAACAACUCCCACUGGGAAUCCUUCUCACCGACAUCUUGACCAAGUUACCCGUCUUGCUCAAUUCUAUCGCCAAUCCCUUCAUCUACGCGUUCAAAUAUAAGAAGUUCCGAAAGGGAAUGCGUGACCUCAUGUGCCGAUGUGCUAAGAACACGAUUUCACCAAAUGAAGACGUCAUGAUGCAAGUUGACACAGCAAAUUCUAACAUUUAA